Molecule: messenger RNA, 345 nt
Organism: Cotesia congregata
Lineage: Eukaryota; Metazoa; Arthropoda; Insecta; Hymenoptera; Braconidae
Source: the annotation of a GenBank genome assembly
AUGAUGUCAAACGUUUUGAUUUUUGGACUUUUUUUGACAAUUUACAUUGCUAAUACGUCAGCUUAUAACAAGAGUUGUGCAAAACUUGGAGAAAUUUGUAAAAACGAAGCUCACUGUUGUAAUAAAUUCGAUGGGUGUUAUUUAUCACUAAAGGAACAUGUUUCUCGUUGUGGAGGCGAUGGCUUACUUGAUAGCAGUUGCAGACAUCCAAUAGAUUGUUCGAGAGUUUUGGGAGGAACUUGUAAAAAUGGAAUUUGUGACUGUAAAUCGGAUCAUAAAAGAUACAAUAGGCAUCGAUGCAAACCCCGUCACCUGAAACCGUGGGCUAGAUGGCACGAUGAAUAA